UGAGCAGCCUGCCCAGCCGCGCUGCUGACACAUUCAGGGACGCUCGUAAACUUGGGAACUAACAACUUUGGUCACUGAUCCACUGCAGCUCCUCCAAGUGCCUCAGAGGUUCCAAAUUCAGAUUGUCCGCACUGUGCCUCCCUUGUCUCUUUCUCUGCGGCUCCUCAAACUGAACAAACUGAGAGUUUCUCCUGCAGAGGCCGAGGAGGAAGAGGAGGAGGAGGAAGAUCCUGCGGGAGCCAAGAGGAGGAAGAGGAGGCAGGAGCAGCGCUCAGGAAUGCAGCAGAUUUAACCGGAGAGACAUGUCCAGCGUUACCAUGGAAGCGACCACCAUCCUCCCCAUCCUCAAGAAAAAACUGGCUUUUUUGUCAGGGGGGAAGGACAGGCGCAGUGGUCUGAUCCUCACCAUCCCUCUGUGUUCGGACCAGACCAGCAUGGAGGAGCUGAGCGCCACACUGGACUACUUGCUCAGUAUACCCAGUGAGAAGUGUAAGGCUCGUGGUUUCACCGUCAUCGUCGAUGGUCGUAAAUCUCAGUGGAACAUCGUCAAGACUGUGGUGCUCAUGUUGCAGAACGUGAUCCCAGCUGAGGUCUCUCUGGUCUGCGUGGUGAAACCUGAUGAAUUCUGGGACAAGAAGGUCACACACUUCUGCUUCUGGAAGGAGAAAGACCGUCUGGGCUUUGAGGUGAUCCUGGUGUCAGCCAAUAAGCUGACUCGUUACAUCGAGCCGUGUCAGCUGACCGACGAGUUCGGAGGAAGUCUGGACUACGACCACAUCGACUGGCUCAACAAGAGACUGGUGUUUGAGAAGUUCACCAAGGAGUCGACAUCGCUGCUGGACGAGCUGUCGGUCAUCAACGAGCGAGACAAGAGCAGCGCCGUGGACAAAGACAAACCAGCUGACUCCAACCUGCUGCCGUCAUUUGACCCUGAAACUGUCCUGCAGACCGGUCAUGAGUUGCUGUCGGAGCUCCAGCAGCGUCGUUUUAAUGGCUCAGAGGGAGGAGGAGGAGGAGGAGGACAGGGAGGUCCGGCCUGGUGUCCCAUGGAGGAGGAGCUGCUGGCCCAGCCGCAGGUCAUGAAGCUGCUAGACUCGCUCAGAGAGCAGUACACCCGCUACCAGGAGCUCUGCAGGCAGCGAAACAAACGCACCCAGCUGGAUGAGAUCCAUGCCAAGGUCAUGCAGGUGGUGUCCUGGCUGCAGGGUCCAGGUUCGGAGCAGCUGAAGACCCAGCAGGCCAUCGGAGACUCCAUCAGAGCAGCUCAGGCUCUACAGCAGAGACACGAGGAGAUCGAGAGCCAGCACAGUGAGUGGUUCGCCGUGUACGUGGAGCUGAACCAGCAGAUCGCCGCCCUACUGGGCGGCGGUGAGGAUGACGAUGUGACGGAGCUGAAGGCUCUGCAGCAGCAGCUCAGCGACGUCUGCUACCGGCAGGCCGCAAUGCUGGAGGGCCGGCAGAACGUCCUGCAGGCGGCACACAGCUUCCACAGCACCGUGCAGGAGCUGUCGCAGCAGCUGGACGGCUUGCUGGGCAUGCUCUGUGCAGACGUGGCUCCAGUGGACGGAGCUUCAAUUCAGCAAAACCUCAAACUGCUGGAGGAGAAACUGAAGACUGUCGAGGCUGGUCUGCAGGCCCUCAGGCAGAAGGGGGCGCUGCUGCUGGACCAGAUCUCCACUCAGCCUCUGGAGGAAACAGAAAGUCCAGCAGCCGACAGCCAGGAGAACGUCCAGCACAUCCAGGCGGUGAUGGAGGACAUGCAGCUCCGCAAGCAGAGGUGUGAAGACAUGGUGGAUGUGAGGAGGCUGAAGAUGCUUCAGAUGGUCCAGCUCUUUAAAUGUGAAGAAGAUGCUUCACAGGCGGUGGAGUGGCUGGGCGAGCUGCUGGACGCUCUGCUGAAGACUCACAUCCGACUGGGCGAGGACGCGCAGGAGACCAGAGCCAUGCUGGACAAACACAGGAAGUUUGUGGACGUCGCUCAGAGUACGUACGAUUACGGCCGACAGCUGCUGCAGGCCACCGUGGUUCUGUGUCAGUCUCUGCGCUGCACGACCCGCUCCUCAGGAGACACUCUGCCUCGCCUCAACCGGGUCUGGAAGCAGUUCAGCGUCACCGCCGAGGAGAGGCUGCACCGCCUGGAGCUCGCCCUCGGCUUCCACACCGCCGCCGAGAAGGUGCUGCAGGAGGAGCAGCUGCCAGGAGAGGAGGAGCUGCUGGAGGUCGACACCGUGGGCAAAACACUGCUGGACCGACUCACCAUACCUGUCAUCUUCCCUGAUGGGAGCGAGCAGUACUUCGGGAGCCCCGGUGACAUGGCGGCAGCAGCGGAGGCAGUCCGGGAGCGCCUCCUGCUGGUGGAGGAGCGCCGGCUGCAGCUGCAAGAGGCGGAGCUUCAGAACGACGAGGAGGAGGAGGUGCUAAAUGAGCCGGCAGAGGCGGGGCUGGACGUGAUAGGAGAGGAACUGAACGAGAAAGAAGAGGAGGAGGAGGAGGAGGAGGAGGAGGAGGUGGAGGAAGAGGGGGCGGGGCUACAGGAUGAAGAAAUCGAGCCAGCCACCCAGGACUGCUAGUGGAUCUCACCAAAACGAGGAGCUUUAACGAGGCUCAUUAAUGAAAGACAGAUAAUUAACUGAUGAACUCGCUCUGUCAGGACGGCUAACGGAGCGCCACCGAGCAGCCGCUGCCUGUUACAUCACACUGACAUCACCGCCUCAGUGUGGUGACAACCAAUCAGACGGCAGCCUCUGUCUGACAGCAGUGGACUGUUUCUCCACACUAAGACUACAUUUCCCAUCAGCCCCGUUGCUUCCUGUCCCCCCCCUCCCGAAAGCCUUCAGAGAUUUAGAUCUGACCCUCGUCCACUUCCUGCUGUGAGACAGAGACACACAGUGCAGUUCAGUGUUGUGUCCAGUGGGGGCAGCACUGAGCUAAACAGAGCAGAAUAUGUGUUGGUCAGUGGGGCUAAAUGCUCUAAACUGAUCAGUCCAUUUGAUUCCAAAUAUUGAUCAGUAACUGGACUGUUGCUGUCAAUAUUUCUGCUGCAGAUCAGACAGACAGGACCAUCAUCAGCACAACAUUAAUGAAAACUGACAGGAAAAUUUGAAACAAAAACUAGUUUAAAAACAAAUUCUAAACGCCUGAUUUAGCGAGCUGAUUUUCUGGAAAAGUCCCUCUGACCACUGUUCCUGUCUGCUUUAGCCUCUGCGGCGCCCCCUGGAGGUGGAAACACACAUUCUUGCUUUUUAUUUUCCUCCUCCAUGUUAUGCAGGCGAGCCGUGCCGGAAAGCAGCGCGGCUCGUGUCCGGCCCGGCUUGUGCCCUCCAUCACGGCGCCGUGUGCAGGGUCCUGAGCUGACAGCGUCCUGGCGGCGGCGGCGGGGUCCACAUCUCGCUCUCCCUCAGAAAACUGAACCGUUACUCAGAGCUGUAACUGUGUGCGCCACUCCCUCAGCAGGGUGGAGAGGAAACACUAAAAACACCGCUAACACACACACACACACACAAACUGCCUUCCCAGCAUGCCACCUGUCAGCCCAGGUGGGCGGAGCUUCCAUGGUGCUAACAUGGUUACCACGGUUACCAGUUCUGUCUGUGCCUCCGACCGUUCGCCCUCCUUCCCCACUUCCUGGCGGCAGGUCGAGCUGCUGCUGCUGCCGCCACGCCAUCGGGGCUCGUCAUGACAUCAUCACACACGGUUAAAGGGGCAGGGUUUUCAUGUUAUCCUAGCAAAUCUAAUAUGAUGUGAUGUUUAGUGACAGGACGCUGUGAGGAAGUCGUUUCAGAAUCUUAAUGAGCCGUCGGCUGCUGAUUGGCUGGCUGUGUUGGUUGGCCCCGCCCACCUCCCUGCCGCAGGGCUGCUAAAGCAUGAGCUUGGCUCGAGGCUGGCGCUACUUUAAGACUCUAAAAUGAUUGACAGCCUGAUGUGUGGAGUAAUUCUCUGCCUUUAAGCUCCGCCCACUACAGCGCGUCAGCAAACAUCCCCACCGAGCAGCAGCUGGGACUUUUAAUUUGAAAUGAAACAUGAUGACACUAACCGCAGGUGCGAGUUUGCCCACACGGCGGCGGCAGGUUGACCCACUUUGCUCCUAAACAGGAAGUGAUGUCACAGCUGGCCAGAGGUGGGCGGGGUUUUUGGAGGCCGGUGGUGAGAAGACGCUGUUUUUUUGAUCGUUUUCAUGCCAAUAAAUAAAAACAGUAUUCAUAUCUCCCUCAUAUUAGAACUGAUUCAGGUUCUGAUGUAAUAACCAAUCAGGACAGAGCCAUGAGAUGUCCUGCAAGCUGAUUGGCUGACCUGCAACCUGUGACCUGUGACCUGUGGGUGGUCCCAGCAUCGAGAAGUGUUUGGUUUUCCUGUUAACAUGACAAAUACACACACACACACACACACACACAAACUGAUCUGUGACAGUGUGUGUAUGUGUGUGAUGCGUUCAGGGUUCGCUUUGCCGCAUUGUAACCGCUGACGCUGCGUCUCGCUCUCUUCGCUCUAUAUGACGUAUUAUGACAUCAUUAUGACAUCAUCAUCUAAAUAAAUAAGCUUUUUGAAGCC
Myripristis murdjan (pinecone soldierfish) is the source of this 4548-nucleotide messenger RNA. RefSeq names its product SEC14 and spectrin domains 1 (gene sestd1). The record is from RefSeq and is a predicted model, not a curated record. Bases 303 to 2570 code for a protein of 755 amino acids. The transcript has 20 exons. Lineage: Eukaryota; Metazoa; Chordata; Actinopteri; Holocentriformes; Holocentridae. Gene Ontology annotation, molecular function: phosphatidylinositol-4,5-bisphosphate binding; phosphatidylinositol-3-phosphate binding; phosphatidylinositol-3,5-bisphosphate binding.